Molecule: messenger RNA, 4264 nt
Organism: Phyllopteryx taeniolatus (common seadragon)
Lineage: Eukaryota; Metazoa; Chordata; Actinopteri; Syngnathiformes; Syngnathidae
Gene: rpp38
Product: ribonuclease P/MRP 38 subunit
Exons: 2
Coding region: 164-991 (275 amino acids)
Biological process (GO): tRNA 5'-leader removal
Cellular component (GO): ribonuclease MRP complex; nucleolar ribonuclease P complex; fibrillar center
Molecular function (GO): ribonuclease P RNA binding; ribonuclease P activity
Source: RefSeq, a predicted model, not a curated record
UGUUUACCACUUCCUUUUAAAUAAAGCUCUUCCAAUAAGAACAAAAUGGCGACGUCCUGCGUUAAGCGCGUGUGUUUUGAAAGAAAAUAUAUUUCACGUUUAUCUAAAUUGGAAAUAUAGAGAAAAAUUGAACACACUUGCGCGGUGACAUUCAGUGGAGCAGAUGGACACCCCAAGGAAGAGUGUCAGCAAAAAGGCUGUCAAAAAGCCCAUUCGGGUCAAGACCUUGUUUACAUCCCCGUUCACGCUGAACUGGAGCCCGCUUCCUCAAAAAGACAUGAAUUUUAUCCUGACAACCUUAAAUGAGAAACUAAUUUCAAUGGGGCUUGAGAAGAAAGAGGUGAAAGUGUUUCGGCCGUGGAAGAAAAAAAGAGGUCCAGUUCCCUCGUCUUUGUCGGACGUGAAUGAGGUCAAUGAUUUGACCAAAGGUGGUUGGACGGAUGUGGCCGCGAGGCGACAACUCGCCUUGGGCAUCAACGAGGUCACAAAAGGUCUGGAGAGGAACCAACUCAAGCUGGUGCUGGUUUGUAAGUCGGUCAAACCCAAGCACAUGACCAACCACCUAAUAGCGCUGAGUGCCAGCAGAGGUGUGCCCGCCUGCCAGGUGCCCCGGCUGAGCGUCACCGUAGCCCAGCCGCUGGGCCUCAAGAGCGUCCUGGCUCUUGGGUUCAGGCACAGCGGUCGCCAAGGUGGCAGCGACGACGACAACGGCGAGGCGUUCACUGACGCAGUGGAAGCCAUCAUACCGAGGGUGCCCUCGCUGGACGUUGCUUGGAUACAAGGUGCAACACCUGGUGUCGAAUUGCAACACAACGUUGGCACUAAAGAGGAGGAGGGCGGACAGAGGACGGGCAAGAAAAGAAAACUGGAGCCAGAUGAUCAAGUCCCAGAGUCUUCCGCAUCCUGCACGCUGCAACCUCUCAAAGUGAAAAAAAUUGUUUCGAACCCGGCAAAGAAAAAAAGAAAGCAGAAACCAAAGCAAGCCAAGUGAAAUUAAUUUCCUUUUUUCCCCCCGUUAUUUGGAACUUAAUAUGUGUGCUUUGAGGUUAAUUUACAGGCCACAAAAAGUUCGGGAUGUUGGGCUUUCAAGUUAAAUUUCCGCAUCAAUCUAAAAUACAAUAAUUUUUACAGGUGAACUUAAUUUGUCUUUCUCAACACCUGCCCAACUGGUUAAUGUUCCAGUCCUUUUUGCACGACUUGUUGUUCUCUAACAAGGACCUGAACAGCAAACAUCACAACAUGAAUGGAGCAAUACAUUUCCUGUUUCAAUUAUAAUUGGUAAACAGUCCUCUUCAUCAUGCUGUUCACAUUCUGAGAUCAUGAGACCAUAACACCUAACAUUCGAUCAACAGUACCUCGCCAUUGGGAGGUUUCAAAUAGGAUGCUCUCAGAGGGAAGUAGCCACUGAGCUAAGUGUCACAAUCAGUAGGUUGCAACAGAGAGACUGGAAGAGUCACUGAAAGGCAUACAAAUGGGCAUCCUUAAAAAACAACAAAAAACUGUGAAUUCUUCCGUUUAGCUUCUUUUCAAAUUGUGCUAAAACUACUGAAACAUUGAACAGUUGGACAAGCGUUCAAAAGUUUAGAGAAGGUCAAAUUUUUUCUGACUUUGCUUGGAAAUGUUUGUUUUGCAAACAUGAUUAAAAAUAAUUUAUUCUUAAUUUGGGUGGAUGCUUCUAAAGGCAGAGUACCACAAUACUUAAAUGCCUUUUUUUGUUGUUUUUUUUAUUUUUGAGGGCACUGAAAGUUAGAUGAACUAAACAGACACCUGUUCAAAGCAUGUCGUCACUUAUCAAUGUUAAGGUAGUGUUUGGUUGUUCUUAUUUAUAGUGAUUAACUUAUGUUUUCACAGUAAGAAUAUUAAAACGAGAUGACUGUUCAUUAAAUGUCUUUGGUUAACUUCUUUUUACGCUAUUAUGGCUAUUAAGAAUGUGACUUCAAUUAUGGCCUUUACACGUUUUUUUUUUUUUUUAUUUUAUUUUUUUAUCCAGAUUUCAAAUAAGGCUGGGAGGAUUUAUUGAUAUUCAUAGAUGAAUAUGAGUUUAUCAGGACUUUUUUCUUUUCCCAAGAGGAAGCGCUUAGUGGUGCUUUGAGAUGAGUUUGUUCCGUGACCACGCUUGUAACUCAAAACACUCUUCUUAAUUAAUCUUAAUUUCCCCCCUUGAAAUAUCAAAUACCAUUAAUCUGUUCCAUCCUCUCCUCCUAAAAUAGUUUUGGAACAAGUUUUAAUUAGUAGCAUAAUAUAAUAGCACUCUAUAAUAGGUUAAUAAUAGCACUCUAUAAUAGGUUAAUCGACAACUCUAAAUUGCCCGUAGGUGUGAAUGUGUGUUCGAAUGGUUGUUUGUUUGUAUGUGCCCUGCGAUUGGCUGGCCACCAGUUCAGGGUGUACCCCGCCUCCUGCCCGAUGACAGCUGGGAUAAGCUCUAGCAGGGCCGCGACCCUAGUGAGGAGAAGCGGCUCAGAAAAUGGAUGGAUGGACAAUACAAAGACAAGAUAUUUAAUGUUCAAACAUAUAAAACUUUAUUGUUUUUAGCAAAUAAUCGUUAGAAUUUUAUGGCUGGAACACGUUCCAAAAAAGCUGGGACAGGUGGCAAAAAAGACUGAGAAAGUUGAGGAAUGCUCAUCAAACACCUGUUUGGAAAAUCCCACAGGUGUGAACAGGUGGGUGUCAUGAUUGGGUAUAAAAGGAGCUACACUGAAUUGCUCAGUCAUUCACAAGCAAAGAUGGGGCGAGGUUCACCUCUUUAUGAACAAGUGCGUGAGAAAAUAGUCAACAGUUUAAGGACAAUGUUCCUCAACAUACAAUUGCAAGGAAUUUAGGGAUUUCAUCUACGGUCCAUAAUAUUAUUAAAAGGUUCUGAGAAUCUGGAGAAAUCACUGCAUGUAAGCGGCAAGGCCGAAAACCAACGUUGAAUGCCCGUGACCUUCGAUCCUUCAGGCAGCACUGCAUCAAAAACCGACAUCAAUGUGUAAAGGAUAUCGCCAGAUGGGCUCAGGAACACUUCAGAAAAACAAUGUCAGUAAAUACAGUUCAGCGUGACAUCCGUAAGUGCAACUUACUCUACUAUGCAAAGCAAAAGCCAUUUAUCAACGACACCCAGAAACGCCGCCGGCUUCUCUGGGCCCGAGCUCAUCUAAGAUGGACUGAUGAAAAGUGGAAAAGUGUUCUGUGGUCCGACGAGUCCACAUUUCAAAUUGUUUUUGGAAACGUCGUGUCCUCCGUGCCAAAGAGGAAAAGAACCAUCCGGACUGUUAUGGACGUAAAGUUCAAAAGCCAGCAUCUGUGAUGGUAUGGGGCUGUGUUAGUGCCAAUGGCAUGGGUAACUUACACAUCUGUGAAGGUACAUACAGGUUUUGAAGAAACAUAUGCUGCCAUCCAAGCAACGUCUUUUUCAUGGAUGCCCCUGCUUAUUUCAGCAAGACGAUGCCAAACCACAUUCUGCACGUGUUACAACAGCGUGGCUUCGUAGUAAACGAGUGCGGGUACUAGACUGGGCUGCCUGCAGUCCAGACGUGUCUCCUAUUGAAAAUGUUUGGUGCAUUAUGAAGCGUAAAAUACGACAACGGUGACCCCAGACUGUUGAACAGCUGUAGCUGUACAUCAAGCAAGAAUGGAAACAAUUCCACCUACAUAGCGUUAACAAUUAGUGUCCUCAGUUCCAAAACGUUUAUUGAAUGUUGUUAAAAGAAAAGGUGAUGUAACACAGUGCUAAACAUAACCCUGUCCCAGCUUUUUUGUAACGUAUUGCAGCCAUAAAAUUCUAAGUUAAUGAUUAUUUGCUAAAAACAAUAAAGUUGAUCAGUUUGAACAUUAAGUAUCUUGUCUUUGUAGCGUAUUCGAUUAAAUAUAGGUUUAACAUAAUUUGCAAAUCAUUGUAUUCUGUUUUUAUUUAUCUUUAACACAAGGUCCCAACUUCAUUGGAAUUGUAUAAACAUCAGCCCAUGUCAGUACAGUACUCAUUUCACUGUGGAUAAUGACACACUCUGAUUAGCUUCAGCUAGUAUUGUUUUAAGGUCUUUUUCUUUUGUACUUGGGUUGAUAUGCACAUUUUCGGACCAAAGUGUUUAUCUCUAGGACAUAGAACCCAUCUUGCAUGUAAAAUGUGGCACAUUCAGGCAUCUGGAAAUUUAAUCCAAGGAUGAACCGGACUUUCCCAUGAUGUUACAAAAAGAAGCAGUGUUUUUUUGUGUGCGUACUGUAGUUCAGGUGUGUCUUCAAUUAACUCAAAUGUUGUCAAUAAACCUAUCAGAAGCUUCCUAAUAAA